UCAAGAAACAGCAGUAGUCGCCAGUAGUCGGCAGCAUUCACAAAUGGUUGACCUGUACAGUUGACUGUGCUGGUUGACCGAUCGUGCGAUAAUAAUCGCGCAUUUCUCUCUUUACACGGAUUGCAAACAUUUAUACUAACUCGAUUGUUAAAAUAUAUUGAUCUUAUGGGAAGUUAAUAAUAUAAAUGAAGGUGACGAAUAGAAUCGUUGAUGGGCCAGGCAUCACAUCGGCCAGAUUUUCUUACCUUGUGCACUCGGUGGUGGUUUGGUAACGAGCAGUCGAGGAGUCGUGAGCGAAAGUUUGAAAGUAGAAGAAAGAAACUUGCUGCUAUUGUUUCUCCGUAUAUUAACAAAGCCAAAACUCGUUUCGUGUACUCCGUACUACUACCUGAAAAUGAUUUUAAUUAUUAAUGCUGAUGACAACAUUCUCCUGCAACACGGUGGUGACUGAAGUUUCAAGCGGCCUAAUUCGCUUUGCCAAUAAUGUUUAAUGUGAUGUGCGAUAGAUGAUCUCUGAUAUAGAUUAGUGCAAAUGGAAAGUACAUUAAAAAACGUCUAAAUGACACAAAGUGUCUUAGCAUAGCGCUGUGUGCUACGGCCAAGCAUUGCUAAUCAUGGCCACGUAUCAAGUUGACUAUCAGUGGGCUUACUCUAUAAUGGAUUCAUCUAGGAUAUCCACUUUCCUAAUUUCAAUUCUACUGAUAGUCUAUGGCAGUUUCCGAUCCUUAAAUAUGGAACAGGAAGCGAAAGAAAGAGAAAAAGAAAAAGAACGUAAUGGGAUGUCGAGUACUAGUGGUACUGGAAACACAGGUGGUGCUAAUGGAGGAAGAAUCCAAACCUUAGAUACAAUGCAUGCUCUCUGUCUACCUCUUGGUGCUUCCAUUUCUCUACUCGUCAUGUUUUUCUUUUUUGAUAGUAUGCAAAUGCUCUUAGCAAUAUGUACAGCAAUUAUAGCUACAGUUGCUUUGGCAUUUCUUCUACUACCCAUGUGUCAAUAUAUAAUUAGACCCUGCACAGAUGGCAAUAAAAUUUCCUUUGGUAUUUGUGGAAGAUUUACAGGAGCAGAAUUACUUUCAUUUUCACUCAGCGUGAGCAUAGUAUGUAUAUGGGUACUGACAGGACACUGGUUGCUUAUGGAUGCAAUGGGCAUGGGCCUCUGUGUAGCCUUCAUCGCAUUUGUUCGAUUACCAAGUUUAAAAGUAUCUACUUUGCUAUUAACCGGACUUUUGAUUUACGAUGUAUUCUGGGUCUUCUUUUCGUCCUAUAUAUUUAGUGCAAACGUAAUGGUUAAGGUAGCAACUAGACCUGCUGAUAAUCCAGUAAGUCUUGUCGCCAAAAGAUUGCACUUAGGUGGCGUAGCUAGGGAAGCUCCAAAACUUCCUCUACCAGGAAAGCUGAUGUUUCCUUCGAUGCAUCAAGCGGGACAUUUCUCGAUGUUAGGUCUUGGCGAUAUCGUUAUGCCAGGGCUUUUACUCUGCUUUGUGUUAAGAUAUGAUGCAUACAAAAAGAGUCAGCUCUUGCCUGGUGGUUGUGAAACAGGAGUUCCACCCCCACGACACUUUAACCGUAUUAGUUAUUUCCAUUGCUCCUUAAUUGGCUAUUUUCUUGGUUUACUCACUGCUACUGUAAGCUCUGAGGUGUUCAAAGCUGCACAGCCUGCCUUAUUAUAUCUUGUGCCCUUUACUCUUCUGCCACUACUGACGAUGGCUUAUCUAAAGGGAGAUUUACGUCGGAUGUGGAGCGAACCAUUCAUAUCUCAACAACCUUCUAUAUACAUGGAAGUUUGACAAGAGUCAUGGCUCUUGAAAAAUAAUUACACAAGAUUCAUUGUCAUUGAAAAUUUAAAGUUCUGGUCUUUAUCGGUAUCAUUUUAAGUAAGUAAGAUUUUCCAUACAUGACACAUUCACGGUUUUUUAAUAUCCAUUAAUUCAUGAGAAAAGCUGACGACAUAUUCGACGACUAACCAGAACAUUAAUGUAGUGCACCUACAAAUUUAUCUUAUAUAGAAUUAAUUUUCACGGACAAAAACGUAACGUUAAGAGUGGAGUACCGGUUAUGCACAAGUUGUCUUUCCUUUUUCGUUUUUGUCUCUUUCUAUCUUUGUCUUUUUUUAUACAUUUUUUUAUACAUUAAAAUAAGGCAAAGAAAUAUUUUUUUUAAAUGUAUUUUCCGAAAUACCAGCCAAUACUCGUAUUUUGUCAGCAUUCUUUAUAUGUAUCUUAAAGUUGUUGGUGUCAAGUAUGAGUAGACUACGUGUGGUAGAUUAAAUUUACAGUAAAUAAUAAAUAUUCGAAAAUUUCUUAGAUAUGCUAAACUAUAAAUGUUAUUAAUUGGAAGAUUGAUUUUUAUUUGUUUCAUAUUUUCAAUUUUAUCGAUGUUAUUAUAAUUAUUAUAAUUAUUUACUUUUUAUUUUUUACGAGAAUGUAUGUGCAAAUUGAAAACAUUGAAAAAAUUGAUCUGGAAAUAUAAAUGAGAAAUACUUAUUAGUCACUCCACUCUAUUGUAUUGAUGCUUCUUCAGCUGCAAAAAUCAUUGCGUGUAGAGAUUAAUUAUUUUUUAUUUAAUAUUUAUGGAGCAUCAGAUGAAUUGUACGCGCGUAACGUCGAGUUACGAUUGAACUAGUAUAAAAUUUUGUUUAAAAAAUUUUAAUCGAAAAUUCAGUGAAUAUGUGUGAGUAGGUUGUGACUUUAUUUGAGAUUAGGUUAGUAAUAUAGGGAAAAAAAGCAAUGUUUAUGUAAAUAUAUCAUUUUCAUAAUUUAAAAGAAAAAAAAGGAAAAAAAAAAAAUACAACAACAGAAAACUCAGAGUUCCAGUUCGCUUUGGCAUUGUGAAUAAGCUUGAAUUAUAGAAUUUUCUUUCUUGUUCGUUGAACGAUACAGAAAUUAAAAAAUGUUAUUUAAUUUAAAAAAUUAAUCAUAAUACGAAAAUAACAUGAUUAAAAAGACGAACUGUAUAUUUGGGUUUUUAUUCCGAAGUAUACCUAAUUUUAAAGAAAAAAAUAAAUUCUUUGAGAUAGCUUCCUAAGCUCUUGCUAUGGAUAGGAUACUUGAAAGACUUUAUAUAUGUUUAUUUAAAGACAAGACUGAAAAUAAUGUGUAUAAAAAAUCAAUUUAUCGAGAGAUUUUUGAAGAAGAAAUUUUCUUUAAACCUUUUUUUUGCCCGCAUCAACAAUUUAUAACAUAGUAGGUUGACAUAGUGUAAUGCUAUAAUACAUAAUACUACAUUAAUGCAGUAUAAUACGAUAUAGUAUAAAAUAGUAUAAUAUAAUACACAGUAUGCUAUGACACAAUAUAAUAAACAGAUCAAAUCAUUCGCGAUUUCAUACAGAUUAAAUAAUCAGUGUUUAUCAAUUGAACUUACAUUACGUAAAGCAAAUGUAUAUGACAUUAACAAUUUUAUCUUAUAUUUCCUUAAAACAUAUAUAUAUAUAUAUGUGUGUGUAUAUAUAUAUGUUAUUAUACAAUAUAUUAUGUUAUUAUAUAUUGUAACAAAUGUUGAAAGAUUUAUUUGUAUAUCAUGAUUCUAGAGUUUAAUUUUACGUUUUCGAAAUAAGUAUAUAAUUUUGCCAAGAUUGUUAAAAUGCGUUUAAAUCAAUCGCGUUAAUUAAAUAUACAUGAUGCGCGUUGCAAGGGUCUCCUGAAAGACAAUUGCGAAUAUCGAAGAACCUUUUUAAACGUAGGUUAUUAUUAUUCGUGCACUUUUGCGUACGAUAUAUCUGCAAUAUUGAUAUAACUAAUAUAUCGAGCGGUUUGGCACGCUUCCUUCUGAGCGCACCUCUUUAUAUUUUUUAAACAGUACUUCCUUACGUUCGUAAAAAAGUAACAGUGGUAGUAAGCGAUAAAUUAUUUUGUACAGUAGCAACGUAAACCAAAAAGUAUUUCAUUUUCUUCCUCAUAUGAUCGUUAUUGCAUAUGUGGUUUUUAAAAUAAUAAGAAUAGAAGAAAAGGAAGAAAAAAAGAAAGAAAGAAGAUGAAAAACUAAU
Messenger RNA from Polistes canadensis, 3982 nucleotides. RefSeq names its product signal peptide peptidase-like 3 (gene SppL). Lineage: Eukaryota; Metazoa; Arthropoda; Insecta; Hymenoptera; Vespidae. The transcript has 8 exons. Gene Ontology annotation, molecular function: aspartic endopeptidase activity, intramembrane cleaving. Bases 615 to 1787 code for a protein of 390 amino acids. Gene Ontology annotation, biological process: membrane protein proteolysis. The record is from RefSeq and is a predicted model, not a curated record. Gene Ontology annotation, cellular component: cytoplasmic side of endoplasmic reticulum membrane; lumenal side of endoplasmic reticulum membrane; Golgi-associated vesicle membrane.